AGAUCUGAAGAACGUUUUUCUUGUACAAAGAUGGAAAACAGUACAACUACCAUUUCUCGAGAGGAGCUGGAAGAGCUACAAGAAGCCUUUAAUAAAAUAGAUAUUGACAACAGUGGGUAUGUCAGUGACUAUGAACUUCAGGACCUGUUUAAAGAAGCAAGCCUUCCUCUACCUGGCUACAAAGUGCGCGAGAUUGUGGAGAAAAUUCUAGCAGUUGCUGACAGCAAUAAAGAUGGCAGAAUCAACUUUGAAGAGUUUGUGUCACUAAUGCAGGAGUUAAAAAGCAAAGACAUCAGCAAAACAUUCCGAAAAAUAAUUAACAAGAAGGAAGGUAUUACUGCAAUUGGAGGAACUUCAGCGAUUUCCAGUGAGGGCACACAGCAUUCUUACUCAGAGGAAGAAAAAGUGGCUUUUGUGAACUGGGUAAACAAAGCUCUGGAGGAUGACCCUGACUGUAAGCAUCUCAUACCCAUGAACCCUAAUGAUGGCAGUCUUUUCAGAUCGCUUGCAGAUGGCAUAUUACUUUGCAAAAUGAUCAACUUGUCUGAACCUGAUACAAUUGAUGAAAGAGCCAUUAAUAAGAAAAAACUCACCCCUUUCACUAUUUCUGAAAAUUUAAACCUUGCCCUGAAUUCUGCCUCUGCCAUUGGUUGCACAGUGGUCAACAUUGGUGCACAAGACCUCAAAGAAGGAAAACCUCACUUGGUCUUGGGACUUCUUUGGCAGAUUAUCAAAGUUGGUCUUUUUGCUGAUAUUGAGAUCUCCAGAAAUGAAGCACUGAUUGCAUUGCUAAAGGAAGGUGAAGAGCUAGAGGAGCUAAUGAAGCUUUCUCCUGAGGAGUUACUGCUUCGGUGGGUGAACUACCACCUGACUAAUGCAGGAUGGCGCACCAUCAGUAAUUUCAGCAACGACAUUAAGGAUUCAAGAGCCUAUUUUCACCUGCUUAAUCAGAUUGCCUCUAAAGGUGAUAGGGACGGUGGACCUGCCAUUGCCAUUGACCUUUCAGGGUUUAAUGAGAAAAAUGACCUGAAGCGUGCUGGAUUCAUGCUUCAAGAAGCAGAUAAAUUGGGCUGCAGACAGUUUGUUACUCCUGCAGAUGUGGUUUCAGGCAAUCCUAAACUUAAUUUAGCUUUUGUAGCUAAUCUGUUUAACACAUACCCAUGCCUACACAAGCCUGAUAAUAAUGACAUCGAUAUAAAUUUAUUGGAAGGGGAGAGCAAGGAAGAGAGGACAUUUCGGAACUGGAUGAAUUCCUUGGGAGUCAAUCCAUACAUUAAUCAUUUGUACAGUGACCUUACAGAUGCACUAGUGAUCUUUCAGCUUUAUGAAAUGAUUCGUGUGCCAGUCAACUGGAGCCAUGUCAACAAACCUCCUUAUCCUGCUCUCGGAGGGAACAUGAAGAAGAUUGAAAACUGUAACUAUGCAGUGGAACUUGGGAAGAAUAAGGCCAAAUUCUCUUUGGUUGGCAUUGCUGGGCAGGACUUAAAUGAAGGGAAUCCAACACUUACGCUAGCAUUGAUAUGGCAGCUGAUGAGAAGGUAUACAUUGAAUGUGUUAUCAGAUCUUGGAGAGGGUGAAAAAGUAAAUGAUGAAAUUAUUAUUAAAUGGGUCAAUCAGACUCUUAAAAGUGCAAACAAAAAAACUUCUAUCACCAGCUUCAAGGACAAGUCUAUUAGCACUAGUUUACCUGUCCUAGAUUUAAUAGAUGCCAUUGCUCCUAAUGCAGUUCGUCAAGAAAUGAUCAAAAGAGGAGACUUUUCUGAUGAGGACAAGCUGAAUAAUGCUAAAUAUGCCAUUUCGGUUGCUCGAAAGAUCGGUGCCCGGAUAUAUGCACUACCUGAUGACCUAGUAGAAGUGAAACCAAAGAUGGUUAUGACGGUGUUUGCAUGUUUAAUGGGAAAAGGACUGAACAGAAUAAAAUAAUGCAACUUUUGAUAAGAUUUUCUGCCACACUGAACAUAUUGAAUGUCUCACA
This is a messenger RNA of Chrysochloris asiatica (Cape golden mole), 1975 nucleotides long. It is a transcript of the gene PLS1, whose product is annotated as plastin 1. Gene Ontology annotation, biological process: actin filament network formation; actin filament bundle assembly. NCBI's taxonomy places the organism in Eukaryota, Metazoa, Chordata, Mammalia, Afrosoricida, Chrysochloridae. Gene Ontology annotation, molecular function: actin filament binding; calcium ion binding. The record is from RefSeq and is a predicted model, not a curated record. The transcript is spliced from 15 exons. The coding region runs from base 31 to 1923 and encodes 630 amino acids. Gene Ontology annotation, cellular component: cytoplasm; actin filament; actin filament bundle.